This is a messenger RNA of Schistocerca cancellata (South American locust), 632 nucleotides long. Its product is annotated as cuticle protein 7-like. Bases 1 to 525 code for a protein of 174 amino acids. The transcript is spliced from 3 exons. Gene Ontology annotation, cellular component: extracellular matrix. The record is from RefSeq and is a predicted model, not a curated record. Lineage: Eukaryota; Metazoa; Arthropoda; Insecta; Orthoptera; Acrididae.
AUGCUUGUAAUGAGUCCAGAAUUCUUGAGAAUGUUCGAAACUAGAGCGCUGCCGGCGAGGGCUGACGCGGACUACGACCCGAACCCGCAGUACAGCUUCAGCUACAGCGUGAGCGACGCGCUGACGGGCGACGCCAAGCAGCAGCAGGAGAGCCGCAGCGGCGACGCCGUGCAGGGCAGCUACAGCGUCGUCGAGCCGGACGGCGCCGUCCGCACCGUGCAGUACUCGGCCGCGCCCGGCGCCGGCUUCAACGCCGUCGUCUCCCGCUCCGGCGGCGCGCCACCGCCUCCCGCAGCCGCCAGGGUCGCCGCACCCGCGCCCCUGCCCGGCCGCCUGGUACCGCUGCCCGCCGCCCUUCCGCGCUUGGCGCCUCUGCCACCCCCAGCCGCUGUCAUCGUCAAGACUCCCGCAGUGAUCGCCGCCCCCGCUAAGAUAGCGUUGGCGCCCCCAGCCGCUCUGCACGGCGCGCCGCUCAAGAGCUCGCACACCGCCGUCACCACGUCACACGCCAGCUACCAGUACUGAGGACCACCGUCCCGUCUUGUGUGUAAAUACUUCGUAGUAGCCAAUCACUUGUAACCUAUUGUGCAAACUAUUUAAAAACUCAAAUAAAAACGACAAGUUCCACUUAA